AUGGGGAAGAUGUGCGUCUUUGUUGCAUCUGAUGUUAAUGUGCGACCGCCAACCGGUUGCCCAUCGUCAUUGCCGUCAUCGCCGCGCCAGCAGAAGCAGCUUCAUCAUCUGCAGAAGAGGGCUAUAAAACGGCGUGUGCCCACGAUUGCCGAAUCAUUUCCAGUCGGUCCAGAGGCGAGCAAUCAUCGAGUCCUUCGCAGCGAAUCCAGAGAAAUGGCAGCCCGUUUCAUAAUCAGUGCGCUUCUGCUGGCUAGCCCAGCUGUAUGGGGCAAGCCCACUUUCGGACGAGAACAUGUCCACAUCCGCAUUCACCUGCCGGAGAGCGGUGGGGAUCACGGCGGCCACGGAGGCGGUGAUUUUGGCGGCCAUGGAGGUGGCGGCUAUGAGGUUCACUCCCACGAUGGCGGAUACAGCGGCGGUGGAGGAGGUGGUGGCCAUGUGAACACCUAUGCUGUUAUCACCGAGAACCACGGAUACAGUGCCGGAGGAGGCGGAGGCGGUGGCGGUGACCACGGAUACAGUUCCGGCGGAUAUAGUUCCGGUCAUGAUGAUGCCAAGAUUGCUGCUAUCGCAGCUGCCGCUGGCUCGUCCUCUGAUCACGGACAUGGUGGACAUGGAGGCAGCGGCGGACACGGCGGAGGUUACGGUGGCCAUGCCAUCGCCAACAUUGCAGCCAUCGCCGCCACCUCGGACUCUUCUGCUCAUGGUGGCAGCGGAGGAUACGGAGGCUACAGCGGUGGCGGUCACAGCGGAGGAGGUCAUGACACCCAGGUGAUUGUGGCUGCUGCUGCAGCUGGUGAUUCCCAUGGUUCUUCCGGCGGAUACGGUGGUGGCUCCUCUGGUGGAUACAGCGGUGGCUCCUCCGGUGGCUACAGCGGUGGCUCCUCCGGUGGCUACGAUGGUGGAUACUCUGGGGGAUCCUCUUACAGCGGUGCCUCCUCCUACAGCGCUGGUUCGUCCUACAGCUCCGGAGGAUACAGCGGUGGACAUGGCGGCGGCUACAGCAGUGGCGGCGGAUCCAGCUACGAUACCCAGGUGGUGGCUGCAGCCGCUGCUUCCGGCAGCGGUGGCUCCUACGGCGGAUCUUCCGGCGGCGGUGGCGGUGGCGACGGAUACAGCUACUCGGCGCCGGCUUCCGGCGGCUGGGCAGGAUCCAACCCAAGCUGGAAGUAG
Drosophila santomea is the source of this 1173-nucleotide messenger RNA. RefSeq names its product keratin, type I cytoskeletal 9. The record is from RefSeq and is a predicted model, not a curated record. NCBI's taxonomy places the organism in Eukaryota, Metazoa, Arthropoda, Insecta, Diptera, Drosophilidae.